AUGGCGACUCCAACUAUCACGUUAAAGCCUUCCGGCCAGAAGGUCGCUCAAGUGGGAUUUGGUCUAUGGAAGGUGCCGAACGACAGCACGGCAGAUGUUGUUUAUGGUGCCAUCAAGAACGGUUACCGCCACUUUGAUGGUGCCUGCGACUACGGAAACGAGAAGGAAGCUGGCGAGGGUAUCAACCGAGCCAUCAAGGACGGCUUGGUAAAGAGAGAAGAAGUAUUCGUUACCACAAAACUCUGGGCAACGUUCCAUUCUCCAGAACAUGUCAAGCAAAUAGCAAAGAAGCAACUUGCCGACUGGGGUCUAGAGUAUUUCGACCUCUAUCUCAUCCACUUCCCUCUCCCACUUCAAUACGUCGACCCGGCCGAGAGAUAUCCUCCCGGAUGGUCGAUUGCUGCUGACAAGUGGGAGACGAAGACUGCCGCCAUUCCCCUUGCUUCGACCUGGAAGGCAAUGGAAUCUCUCGUCGAUGAGGGCCUCGUCAAGAACAUCGGUGUCUGCAACUUCCAGGGUGGAUUGCUCAUGGACCUGAUCCGCUCAGCCAGGAUCCAGCCAAGCAUGCUCCAGAUCGAGCAUCAUCCUUAUCUUGUGCAACCUCAGUUGAUGGACCUGUGCAAGGAUCUCGGUAUUGCCAUCACGGCGUACUCAAGCUUCGGACCUUUGAGCUACCGUGACCUGCAGAGUCCCAAGGCCAUGGGCACUUCAUUGCUCUUUGAGAAUGACGUGAUUACCUCCAUGGCAAAGAAACUUUCCCGAACUCCGGCUCAAGUUCUUCUGAGAUGGGCGGUGCAACGUGGUCUAAUUGUCAUUCCCAAGUCGAACGAUGCAACGCGCCAGAAGCAGAACCUCGAUCUAUUCUCCUUCGAGCUUUCUUCGCAUGAGAUGGACAACAUCAACUCUAUGGACAAGGGCUUGCGCUUCAAUGAUCCGGGUGACUACUUGAACCCCCCUCAAAGAAUCUUCGCUUAAGAUUCUCCAGACCACCAGCACUGCAAGGUCUCUUUUGUCAAUCAAAAGUAAGACGUCAAAGCUGGACUGCAUUACCCAGCAGAAUAGCCAACACCGGCAAUAUUUGGUUGUUGGACAUCAUAGCUUGUGCCAUUACAAAGAUGAAGAUGUAUCUUAGGACCAACUGAAUGUUUG
Messenger RNA from Exophiala oligosperma, 1149 nucleotides. RefSeq lists its product as uncharacterized. Bases 1 to 975 code for a protein of 324 amino acids. The transcript has 6 exons. The record is from RefSeq and is a predicted model, not a curated record. Gene Ontology annotation, molecular function: aldose reductase (NADPH) activity. Gene Ontology annotation, cellular component: cytosol. Lineage: Eukaryota; Fungi; Ascomycota; Eurotiomycetes; Chaetothyriales; Herpotrichiellaceae.